AAAACAUAAAGAGCCAUUACAGUUCUUUAUCUACUACUGCAAUAAUGGGAGGAAAAAAGCCGACCAGAGGAGCCCAGCAUGUCCGCCAGCUUCAGUGUGACAGAGUGUGGGGACACAAAGAUGGAUGGUGAGCAGAGCCUAUAACUUGUCAGUUUUUCUACACUUCAUCUGCUACAAGUGCCGGCUGAGAAAUGGAUAUUCUUUGCGAAGAAAACACUUCUUUGAGCUCAACUAUGAAAUCCUUAAUGCAGUUAAAUGAUGACACAAGGCUCUACAACAAUGACUUUAACUCCGGAGACACUAACACUUCGGAUGCAUUCAACUGGACAGUGGACGCGGAAAAUCGAACCAACCUUUCCUGUGAAGGUUGUCUCUCCCCACCGUGCCUCUCCUCACUUCAUCUCCAGGAAAAAAACUGGUCUGCUUUGUUGACAGCUGUAGUGAUUAUUCUAACCAUUGCUGGAAACAUACUUGUCAUCAUGGCAGUGUCCCUAGAGAAAAAGCUGCAGAACGCCACCAACUAUUUCCUGAUGUCACUUGCCAUAGCUGAUAUGCUGCUGGGUUUCCUUGUCAUGCCUGUGUCCAUGUUAAACAUCCUAUACGGUUACCAGUGGCCUCUGCCUAGCAAGCUCUGCGCCAUCUGGAUUUACCUGGAUGUGCUCUUCUCCACGGCCUCCAUCAUGCAUCUGUGCGCCAUCUCGCUGGACCGCUACGUCGCCAUCCAGAACCCCAUCCAUCACAGCCGCUUCAACUCCAGAACUAAGGCAUUUCUGAAAAUAAUUGCUGUUUGGACCAUAUCAGUAGGUAUAUCCAUGCCAAUACCAGUCUUUGGGCUACAGGAUGAUUCCAAGGUCUUCAAAAAAGGGAGCUGCUUACUUGCUGAUGAAAACUUUGUCUUGAUCGGCUCUUUCGUGUCAUUUUUCAUUCCCUUAACCAUCAUGGUGAUCACCUACUUUCUAACUAUCAAGUCACUCCAGAAAGAAGCUACUUUGUGUGUGAAUGAUCUCAGCACUCGGGCCAAAUUAGCUUCUUUCAGCUUCCUCCCUCAGAGUUCCCUGUCUUCAGAAAAGCUCUUCCAGCGGUCGAUCCACAGGGAGCCUGGGUCCUAUGGCAGGAGGACUAUGCAGUCCAUCAGCAAUGAGCAAAAAGCUUGCAAGGUGCUGGGCAUCGUCUUCUUUCUGUUUGUGGUGAUGUGGUGCCCCUUCUUCAUCACGAACAUCAUGGACGUCAUCUGCAAAGAAUCCUGCAAUGAGGAUGUCAUCGGAGUCCUGCUCAAUGUGUUCGUUUGGAUCGGUUACCUCUCCUCAGCAGUCAACCCGCUAGUGUACACACUGUUCAAUAAGACCUAUAGGUCGGCCUUUUCGCGGUAUAUACACUGUCAGUACAAGGAAAACAAAAAACCAUUGCAAUUAAUUUUAGUGAACACUAUACCAACCUUGGCCUACAAGUCUAGUCAACUCCAAAUGGGACAAAAAAAAAACUCAAAGAAAGAUGCCAAGAUGACAGAUAAUGACUGCACUAUGGUUGCUCUAGGAAAACAACAUUCAGAAGAUGCUCCUACAGACAAUAUCAACACAGUGAAUGAAAAGGUUAGCUGUGUGUGAUAGACUAGUUGCCAUGGCAACCGUGGAGGGCACACUGAGCAAGUUUUCACCUAUCUGGGAAAAAAAAGAAAGAAAAAGAAAAUAGGGAGACUGGAAAAAAUUAGGCUAGUCUAGUGGAACCAACAAUAAUACUUACAUGCCUCAUUUUAUUCCAUCAAUGAAAAGCAGGGUUAAAUGCCACAAAAUGUGCACUUCAAAAAUGUUCUGACAGCAUUUCAGCUGUGAGCUUUAUGAUACUUAUUUUUAACAUUGUAAAUGAUAUGUCUUUAAAAUAAUUAGCUUUAUUGUAUAAUUACAAUGAGGCCAUAAAUAAAUCUAAAUUAGCUUCUAUUUUCCAGUGGAAACCUUGCAACUAUGUUGUUAAUUGUUGGCAUGAGUUGGUCACCUAUUGCUGUAAAUAAAAAUAGC
Messenger RNA from Ceratotherium simum simum (southern white rhinoceros), 2012 nucleotides. It is a transcript of the gene HTR2A, whose product is annotated as 5-hydroxytryptamine receptor 2A. The record is from RefSeq and is a predicted model, not a curated record. Gene Ontology annotation, cellular component: plasma membrane; dendrite. Lineage: Eukaryota; Metazoa; Chordata; Mammalia; Perissodactyla; Rhinocerotidae. Gene Ontology annotation, biological process: chemical synaptic transmission; serotonin receptor signaling pathway; response to xenobiotic stimulus. Gene Ontology annotation, molecular function: G protein-coupled serotonin receptor activity; neurotransmitter receptor activity.